Molecule: messenger RNA, 2235 nt
Organism: Rubroshorea leprosula
Lineage: Eukaryota; Viridiplantae; Streptophyta; Magnoliopsida; Malvales; Dipterocarpaceae
Source: the annotation of a GenBank genome assembly
GGGAGCUGGAAUUGGCGGGAAUGAUGAUUACCCGCCAGCACCAACUACCAUCAUCCUCACCAUCGCCAACAACCCUAAUGCAGCAUCCGUUGGUUUGAAGGAACUGAAACGUCUUACCCACCUGAAUGCCUUCUCCUUUACACUUUCUCUCCUUGUUCUAUCACCUUCUCGCCGAAACCCAACUACUGCUUCUCAGGGAUGCCUUAGGUCUCCAUGGCGGAUUUAGGAUUCCGGGUUUCUCUUUCCUGGGUUCUUAUCGGGUUGUGCAUUUUGGGGUUUUUCUUUGGACCCAAGGUUUUUGCAGCUGGUGCAGAGAAGGAUGAGGGAGAUAAUCAUAAAGCCCUGGGGAAGGACAAUAGUACACAAAAAGAUUAUGACCAGGUAAGGCCUCAGCCUCAGGGUGCUAGUGGUUCUGUUAGUGGUACCGGUUAUGGCGAAGGACAGAGAUUUGAGCUUUGUGACACCGAUCUGAGUGCUGUUCUUGCCCCACCUUAUGGCAAUAUAUCCAAAAUGAUUUGCACUCCGAUUUGGAAUACCUUUCUUUUGAGGUAUUUUCAAAGGGAAGACCAUGUGAUGACAAUUGUAUUAUCUGCUGUAUACACCACUGGAUGGGUAGGAAUAGGGUUUUCGAACAGUGGAAUGAUGGUUGGAUCCAGCUGUAUGGUGGGAUGGUUCAAUAAAAAGGGUCAUCCAAGAAUCAAGCAGUACUACUUGGAGGGUUACCAUUCAUCACAAGUCAUACCAGAUAAAGGAAAAUUGGAACUGGUUAAACAUGUUCCACCUGUUGUUGCUCUUCAUGGAGCCAUGAUUUACUUGGCAUUUCAAGUGAAGUUCCCAGCUCGUCUCUCUCGCCAACCUAUCAUCUUGGCCUUUGGAAGCAGAUAUCCAAAUCUCUACCACCUGAAAAGACACGAUGACAAAACAGCUCUCUGGUUUGAUUUCUCUCAAGCAUCUGCUGUAAACAUUGCUUCUACCGACAAGAGAGAUCAUGGGAUUUUGGCGAUCAUCGGAUGGGGUUUAAUCCUUCCUGUGGGUGCAAUUGUAGCAAGAUACUUAAGGCACAAAGAUCCACUGUGGUUUUAUCUUCACGCAGGAAUUCAGCUUGUGGGAUUUAUCAUUGGCCUUGCCGCUGUACUUGUUGGAAUACAACUCUACAACAGGAUAGACGCUGACAUACCAGCACAUAAAGGCAUAGGAAUCUUUGUUCUUGUGCUUAGCAUUCUUCAGGUAUUGGCAUUCUUUCUCCGGCCAAACAAGGAUUCAAAGAUCAGAAUAUACUGGAACUGGUACCAUCACUGGUCAGGGAGGAUGGCACUAUUUUUUGGAGCUUUGAACGUGGUGUUAGGUAUUCAUUAUGGAGAAGCAAAGAAUGACUGGAAGAUCGGGUAUGGUUUUCUUGUUGGAAUAAUUCUUGUUGCAGUUAUUGUUUUAGAAGCGUUAGCUUGCUUGAGAAGAUCCAGGAAACCUUCCCUGCCUUCAUCAUCCUUCCAAAUGAAUCCGAUUUAAACAGGCAACCUUAAGCUCUUUAAAGGUAAAUGUUUCUGUUGUAAGCUAGUAAAGAAAAAUUCUGAGUGACGCCGACAAGUUUGAUUUGUUGUGGUGCCCCAUGUAGCCUUGGAGAAACCAGGUCAUGUCAAGCUGCUUUCAUGGUUGAAUUUCCAUGGGCUCUAUAUAUGCUUUCGGUUUUGGAAUGAUAAAAUAGGCAAAUAGCUGCAUUCAGAUUUUCUUGGCAAGGACUAGGAGUGAAAAGUUUUCUGUCUUGGUUUUGUGAACUGUAAUUGCUUAUCUAUCAAGUUGAAACAAAAGGGCUCUUUCUUGACAAAACCUGACUUUCAGUAAUUUCACAAGAAACCCUGGGAGUGUCCGAGCGUGUCAAAAGCUCAUAUACUUCUAUGUUUUCUGGUGUUGCGCUAAUUGUUGCAUCGGAACUACUCUUAGUUAACCUGAACAAUGUGUUGAUGCCAAUGUCAAAAAUUAGAGUCAGAUACACAAUAACAUAAUCAAAUGAAUCAUCAUCAACGUCAUUGCUAUAAUCAAACUGGCAAAAUCAGUCUUUAAAUGCUGUGAUCCAAUAUAUGGAAAAUGUUCAAAAUGUAUUCCGAACCAAAAUUGUCACCUUAACAACAGCCCAUGUCCCAAUCAUUAACUUGUGUGAAACUGCAAGAUUAAACAAAAGCAACGUAUUACUUCAUAGAAUCUUAGUCCAGUGGUUUUCAAUAUACUUAUAAAUGUAAU